Molecule: messenger RNA, 1809 nt
Organism: Heterobasidion irregulare TC 32-1
Lineage: Eukaryota; Fungi; Basidiomycota; Agaricomycetes; Russulales; Bondarzewiaceae
Exons: 10
Coding region: 1-1710 (569 amino acids)
Molecular function (GO): oxidoreductase activity, acting on paired donors, with incorporation or reduction of molecular oxygen; monooxygenase activity; iron ion binding
Source: RefSeq, a predicted model, not a curated record
AUGUCACUGAUCAGCAUCGCGCCCUUGCUCGUGGCAAGUGAUGCAAUUGCAAUCAUGCUUGCAACUAGCUUGGCUUCAUAUCUGUGUUUCAAACGCUACGAGCCACAACACCCCCUCCCCUUGUUCAUUCUCCUAUGCAUCAUCCCAAGUGCUUUGAGCUUGCUCCUCGUGCCAUUUUUCUCCACAAAAUCCAAGGCUUCGAUUUGGGCAUUUACAUCUUACUAUUUUCUCAUCCUCUUCUAUACCACCACCUACCGGCUAUCUCCGCUUCACCCGCUCGCAAAAUUUAAGGGCCCAACGCUUGCUAAAGUGUCGAAGUGGUGGGCUUCGUACGUUUGUGCGACCGGAAAGCAGCACCUCUAUUACAAGGCGCUGCACGACCGCUACGGAGAUAUCAUCCGCGUCGGACCUAACGAACUGUCUAUUCGCAACGCUGCGGCGAUUCAACCGGUCCUAGGCACCACUGGUCUUCCGAAGGGACCAUGGUGGGACAAUCGCUCGCAGCCACCUUCUUUAGUAGGCCAGCGUGACCCCUCAGUACACGCGCACCGCAGAAAGCCAUGGAAUCGUGGGUUUACAAGUGCUGCCCUCAAAGAAUACGAAGUCAUCAUCGCUAAGAGAUGUCGCCAACUUCAAGAGUGCUUUGAACAGAAAGUUGAAGAUGUCAAUGGAGGUGUGGCUACUGUCGACAUAAGUGCAUGGUUGAGCUAUUUCACAACCGAUUUCAUGGGUGACAUGGCUUUUGGUGGCGGAUUCGAGCUGAUGGCAGAUGGAGGGGAUGUGAAAGGGGUCUGGCAUAUUUUUGAAGCCGGCCUGGAACUUGCCGCCAUUCUCGGGCAUACUUCGUGGAUCCUCAGUCUCCUCAAUCGAUUGCCUGGGUGGCAGGAUCAAAUCAUUGAACGCAUGCGUAAUUUUGCCCGUGUCAAUGUUGCAAGACGACUGAAGCUCGGAGCUACCCGCAAGGAUUUGUUCUACCACUUGAGUGACGAAGCAGGCGUCGAGCCUGCGCGUCCUCCGCCUUCUGUUCUCGCUGCGGACGGCUCCCUCGCCAUUAUCGCUGGCUCUGACACGACUGCGACCGUGCUCACAGCACUUUUGUACUAUCUCUUAUCGGACAAAACCGCCUAUGCCCGUCUACAGGCUGAAGUUGACUCCGCAUUUCCUCAAGGGGAGGAACCUCUUGACGCUGUCAAGAUGGCCGGCAUGGAAUACCUGAAUGCGUGCAUUAAUGAGGCUAUGCGUUUGCAGCCUCCUGUUCCCAGCGGUUCCCAGCGGUCCGUUCUACGCGGUGCAGGAGCCAAAGUGAUCGGUCAAUAUAUCAUCCCUGAGGAGACGCAGCUAUUCAUUCACACGUAUAGCGUUCAUCGAGACCCACGAAAUUUCUCGCCGGCCCCUGAUUCCUUUCUUCCUACACGUUGGUUGACCGAAAGCACUGAGCAAGCACACACGGGUUCCGCCGCGAGCCAUCGCACCGGUCGGGCAUACGUUCACAACACCGCCGCUUUCUUCCCAUUCUCAUUCGGUCCCACUAUCUGUGCGGGUAAGAACCUUGCACUGCUCGAGAUGCGUAUGGUUGUCUGCUGGUUGCUGCAGAACUUCUCUUUCGCACCCAACGAGCCCAAGAUGGAGAGAUGGGAGGAUGGUGUACAGGACUUUUAUGUCGUGAAAAAGCCUGCUCUACGGGUUUCCCUGUCUCACAGACAACGUUAAAGGGUGCGGACCGUUUCCCCAUCAAUCUGUUUCAUUACUGUGUAAUUUAGGGUGUGUAGCCAUUCAAGUUGAAAUCCAUCUUGGCCCAUGUAGCUUCGG